AUGUUUGUGCUACGGAAUGCUGCCAAACUCCUCUUCGGCUCGGGCAGCCAAGAGUCCAUGAUCGAACUGCCCCAGGGCCAGCUCUACCUCGUCCGCCCCCUCUCCCCCAAGGGCUACUCCGAACUGCUCUUUAAAGACGCCGCCGCCCGCAUCCGCCGCACCGCCCAGGACUUCCAGUACCAGCUCGUCGUCCAGCGCGUCUACGAGGAAGGCGAGGCCGAGCUGCUCGCCGACGAAGAGGGUGAAGACGCCGAGACAGACCCGCUCGCCGCCGAGCGCGACGAAAAGACCUUUUUGCUCGACGAGGCUCUCGAAUUCCGCGUCGAGAAGCGCGACGAGGACAGCGCGGAGCACGUCCUGUGCUGGCGCGACCUGACGGGCGACGCCGGCGACGUCUACGAGUUUGUGUGCGACCGCAGCACCACCCACGCCGGCCUGGUCCACCAGUUUGAGCUCGCCGCCAAGCAGUGCCAGUACGAGCGCAAGUACCGCAAGCCCUACACCACCGCCACCGACGAAGACCUGCUGCAGUUCGAGUUUGCCGGCAAGCUGAUCCCGCCCGCGAGCCCGCUGCACAGCCCCUCGCUGGCCCGCUCCAUUGCCUCGACCGACUCAAUGCUCGCAGGUGCCGGUGUCGGCACCACCGUGAUCGACACGCCGACCAAGGCGCCUUCCAAAUCCAAGACGGCCGUGCCAGCAGCAACCCCCGCGGCACCACCAGCCGAUCCGGCGGAGACGUCGGCUGGCACGGCCGCCGCGGCGCUCAAGACCAAGGUCGGCGACGCGCCCGAGGCCAAGGAGAUCUUGGCCGCCGAGCUCGCCGAGCUGCACUUUUUCGACUUCCCCUCGGGCUCGUUUGUGCUGCAGGACGCGUCGGUCACGGCCAUUGUCAGCGAGACCGGCAACUGGCAGUACUGGCUGCAGGUCGCGAGCAAGGACCGCGAUUGGCUGGGCGUGCCCGUGGUGGCCGACAUCAACCCGGUCUUCAACUUUGAGUUCCUCAGCUUCAUCUUCAACCAGUUCACCGCCGACGGCACCGCCUACUCGUGGCUGCUGCGCUUCAAGGACCAGGCGACACUCGAGCGGUUCCAGGAGGGCUUGCUGCGUGCCUUGUGGGAGCAGCUCAACGAGGUCAAGUGGUCCAAGAUCAAGGACAAGGAGCGCGAUUAUGUCGCCGACGCCUUUGCGGACCUGGCCAUGACGGACGUUCCCGAAGACGAGGAGGACGAGGAAGAAGAAGAGGCGUCUCAUACGGAAGAGGACGAGGAUGAGGACGCCAAUUGGCCAAGGAGCGAGCACUACGACACUGACGAGGAGGCCGACGACGUGGACCUUCAUCCCCGCGACAAGUCCACCAACAAGUCGCUCGCCGUUGGCUACAAGCACGACCGCUCCUUCGUCGUGCGCGGCUCGCAGAUUGGUGUCUUCAAGCACACGCCCCAGAACCAGCUCGAGUUCUCCACCAACAUCUCCAAGAUCGAGACGCCCGGCGGCAAGCUGUUCAGUCCCAAGAAGGUCAUGCUGCACAACGAGGAUCGUAACAUGAUCCUGCAAAAUGACACCGACCCCAACAAGCUGUACCGCAUGGAUCUCGAGUACGGCAAGGUUGUCGACGAGUGGAACGUCCAUGAAGACAUUCCGGUUGUGACGUUCGCGCCCGAGAACAAGUUUGCCCAGAUGACCCACGAGCCCACGUUCCUCGGUGUGUCGCACAACGCCCUGUACCGCGUCGACCCGCGUCUCGCCGGCUCCAAGCUGGUGGACUCGGAGCUCAAGCAGUACGUCUCCAAGAACGACUUCUCGGCGCUUGCCACCACGGGCAAGGGUCACAUUGCCGUUGCCUCCAACAAGGGCGACAUCCGCUUGUUUGAUCGGCUCGGCAUCAACGCCAAGACCCAUAUUCCCGCCCUUGGCGAGCCCAUUCUGGGUUUGGAUGUCUCGGCCGACGGCCGCUGGAUCCUGGGUACCUGCCGCACCUACCUGCUGCUCAUUGACGCGCUGCAGUCGAGCGGCAAGAACGAGGGCCGCCUUGGCUUUGAGAAGUCGUUUGCCGCCGACAGCAAGCCACAGCCGCGCCGUCUGGCCCUGACACCGGAGCACGUCGCCCAGUUCGCCCACGAGACCGGCAAAGGCGUCACCUUUACGCCUGCCAAAUUCAACACGGGCGAGGGCGCCGAAGAGACCAGCAUCAUCACCGCCACAGGCCCCUAUGUCAUUGAGUGGAGCCUCAAGAAGGUCCUGCGCGGCAGCAAGGCCCCCUACAUGAUCAAGCGCUACCGUGACGACGUCAAGGCCGACGACUUCCAGUACGGCACCGACAAGAACAUCAUCAUGGCCCUGCCUCACGAAGUCAACAUGGUCGACAACAAGUCGCUCAAGCGGCCCACGCGCGAAAGCAUCGCCGGCGCGGCUCUCGCCGGCGCCGGCGGCAGCGGCGGUCGGCGGAGCGGCGGCAGCCGCAUCUCGGGCGUCAACAGUGGGCGCUACAAGCUGGGCAAGGACGACGUUGUGGACUCGCCAUACUAG
Molecule: messenger RNA, 2526 nt
Organism: Sporothrix schenckii 1099-18
Lineage: Eukaryota; Fungi; Ascomycota; Sordariomycetes; Ophiostomatales; Ophiostomataceae
Product: vid27 family protein
Exons: 2
Coding region: 1-2526 (841 amino acids)
Cellular component (GO): nucleus; cytoplasm
Source: RefSeq, a predicted model, not a curated record